Puntigrus tetrazona (Sumatra barb) is the source of this 2258-nucleotide messenger RNA. RefSeq names its product zinc transporter 1-like. NCBI's taxonomy places the organism in Eukaryota, Metazoa, Chordata, Actinopteri, Cypriniformes, Cyprinidae. Bases 174 to 1634 code for a protein of 486 amino acids. The transcript has 4 exons. Gene Ontology annotation, biological process: detoxification of zinc ion; intracellular zinc ion homeostasis; zinc ion transmembrane transport. The record is from RefSeq and is a predicted model, not a curated record. Gene Ontology annotation, cellular component: endoplasmic reticulum; membrane; Golgi apparatus. Gene Ontology annotation, molecular function: calcium channel inhibitor activity; zinc ion transmembrane transporter activity.
UGAUGAUUAAUUUUUCUGGUCCGUCGCGCAACUGUCAAGUCGUGAGUUGCCAAUAGCAACAGCUCUUGCGCGUUUAUUUUCAACUUUAACGACAUUUAAAACGAAAUGUGAAUUAUUCCAAGCGCUAAAAGAAACCGGUUACACUUAGUUUUGUUUCGCCGUUGAAGACAAACAUGGGUUUGGGACAGAACCGGGCGCGUUUGCUGUGCAUGCUGUCCUUAACGCUCGUGUUUUUCGUCGUUGAAGUUGUGGUGAGCAGGAUAACUGCGUCCCUCGCGAUGCUGUCCGACUCUUUUCACAUGCUGUCGGACGUGAUCGCGCUGAUAGUGGCUUUAAUCGCGGUGGGCUUCGCGGAGACGGCUCGCGUUACAAGUAAAAACACGUACGGGUGGAUCCGAGCAGAAGUGAUGGGAGCGCUGGUUAACGCCGUGUUUCUGACGGCCCUCUGCUUCACCAUCGCGCUGGAGGCGGUCGAGCGCUACACGCUGCCGCACGAGAUCGAGAAUCCGCGCGUGGUCAUCUGGGUCGGCGUCGCCGGUCUCCUCGUGAACGUCCUCGGUCUUUUCCUGUUCCACGGGCACGCGGGGUUCGGCGGGCACGGGCACUCUCAUGGGGGUCACUCUCAUGCGGGUCACUCUCAUGGGGGUCACUCUCACUCCGGACACCCUCACCUCCACAAGACAACCCGCAGGGAGUAUGAAAAACCAAAAGCACACGAAGAAGCCUACAAUCUCAUGAUAAACAGCAACAGCUCUCAAGGAGAUCGAGCCUCUGAUCUAAAACCAGGCAGCCUGAACAUCAAAAUCACCGCUAAGGGCUCGUUGGAGGACCUGGACCACAGCCCCGAGUCGGCCUCCCAGAUGAACAUGCGCGGGGUGUUCCUGCACGUGCUCGGUGACGCCUUAGGCUCCGUCAUUGUGGUGGUCAACGCCUUGAUCUUCACUUUCGUGUGGACACCGUGCCAGAGCGACGCAGUCUGUUUCAACCCCUGCAUGUCUCUCUCUCUCUCUCUCUCUCUCUCAAGGGCAUGUCUCUCUCUCUCUGUGUUAACAGCAUGUCUCUCUCUCUCUCUCUCUCUCCACACAGGUGUACUGCUUCAUGUUCUGAACGACGCGCUGGGCUCGGUGGUGGUGGUGGUGGCCUCGGCUCUGUUCUACGUGUGGCCCCUGGCCCCUGAGAGCCCGUGUAACUGGCAGUGUUACGUGGACCCCAGUCUGACGCUGGUCAUGGUGGCCAUCAUCAUGUCGUCAGCCGCUCCUCUGGUCAAAGAAACGACGGGGAUCCUGCUGCAGAUGAGUCCUCCGGACCUGCAGCUCAGCUCUGUCUUGGAGAGUGUGUGUAAGCUCCCGGGCGUGGCGAGCGUUCACGAGGCUCACGUCUGGGAGUUAUCUAAAGGACGAAACGUGGCCUCGCUGCACGUGAAGGUGAGCGCUGACCUGCAGGAUUCGACCCUUCAGACUCAGAUCCAGCAGCUGUUCCAGCGCGCCGGGGUCCACAGCGUCACGGUUCAGCUGGAGCGAGCCGACGUAGAGAUGUCCUGCUGUCCUCCGGCCUCCAGAGACGUGACCGUCGACAUGCUGCCCGAGAAAGAGAAGCAGAUAUCAGCUAAACACACAGAGAGCACCAAGUUCUGAAGGACUGGAACACAGAACAAACAGACCUGGUUUUAUUCCUCCUCACGACUGUGCCUCGCUGCCCUUUAAGACUCCAGCUAAUGAUUCCUAGUAAUUGCACUCGGUUAGUUUGAGACGCGAGUUUGACGGGACCCAGAUCAACAGUCGAAUUAUUCAGCAGCUUAUUUAUUGCUCUGAAAGAGAGACAUGUCCAGCUCAUAUUUCAGCCCAAAAUAACAGAAUAAAAAAACACACAAAUCAAGCCAAAGUCUCACGAGUGUGUAAAGAAUGUAAACAUGAAGAUAGUAUUUGCUGUAGUGCCUUUAAUGCUUACGCUGAUGUAUGUAAUAAAUAGUAAUCUAUUACAGUAAUAUGCAAAAUAUUUUUUAAAUUAGUUCCUUUUGAUUUUGGGGUGAAAUUUAACCUGGACAUAGUUUCAAGAGAUUUGUUCUGAUAGCGUGUUUGCAUUCCUUGCUGUUAUUUAUGACAUUUUGCUCUUAAUGAUCUUUAUAACUUGCUAAUUCAGGGAAAUAUGAUUAGUUGUUGUUGUGUGUGAGUGUGUGUGUGUGUGUGUGUGUUUGAAAGACAAUCAAAUGUACUUCAAAACUGUAUACACUUAUAUUAAACAUUCUGGUUGAAAUCAAA